AUGGCAUAUCAGCUAGCGGAAAUAAAUAAUAUUAAUCAUCCUUUUACUUCAAAUGCUGCAGCUGCCACGUCAGCUUUAGAUGAGGCCAGAAGUCUAAUAGGAACUUAUGAGAAUCCAGCAUCUCCAGGUGGAAGUAAUGACCUCAGACAAGAAGACACUCAGAACACAUUCAGACGUGUGACAACUGAGAGCCCAAGUGAAGAUGGCCAAAGAGAAAGCAGAAGGUCAACAUUGUUGUCAAAUACCUCAUCAAGCAUGUGUGUUUCUCCACAAGAUAUCAUGCCAAUCCCUCCUCUAAAGAGGAAGGUUUCCAACAAAGGUCGCAAGCCAGGUUCAUCAGCUGUUAUGACAUCUUCGCCUUAUAAACCACGCCUUGAAGACUCCUUACUGAAGGAAGACGAGAUUGAUGACAGUUUGUCUUCAGAUGAAGACGAGAAUGAUGUUGAAGGUGUUGCUUCAAAUCCAGCAGCUGUGCCGUAUCCGAAAGACAGUGAGUGGACUGCAGUUGACACCUACCGACCUCUGCCUGUCAACACGACACCCAGGCAGAUACUAGUGGAUAUUGAUGAGUCGAGUUCUGUACUGGAUUGCAGUAAAGUGUUCCUUACUGACAGUGACGUAAAUGAACUCAAGAGACAGACAAAUUUGUAUGCAUCACAGACAAUACAGAAGAAAAGAAGAGGAAAUAAUCUGAAGCCCCAUUCAGUUUUGAGUUCGUGGAAGCCAGUGACUAUAAGUGAGAUGAGGCGUUUCUUGGGUAUUAUUUUCCACAUGUGUGUUUCGAAAAAGCCCAAAAUUGCGGACCAUUGGAGCACUAAUCCUGUUCUUAGUUGUAACUUUUGUCCCCAUGUCAUGAGCCGUUUGCGUUUCACUCAGAUACUGUCAUGCUUGCAUCUUGUUGACAAUUCAAAUCAGAAAAAACCAGGCGAAGAUGGAUUUCAUCCACUUUACAAAGUUUUGCCAUAUUAUAAUAAUUUGAAGGAGCGAUGUAUCCAGGCAUAUCGUCCCUCAGAAAAAGUGACAAUUGAUGAAGGAAUUUGCCCAUUUCGAGGUCGUGUGAGUUUCCGUGUUUACAUGCAAAAUAAGCCUCAUAAGUAUGGACUGAAAGUAUAUGCUGUUGCUGAAGCCAGUAGUGGCUAUGUUGUAAAUUUUGAAGUUUAUGCUGGUAAGCAUAUUGUUGACAAUUCUUCGUCUGCGGUUAUUUUGCGAUUGUUGUCUGACAGCAGCUUGCUGAACAAAGGCCACACUGUGUAUUUAGAUCGAUUUUAUUCCAGUCCAGAGCUAUUUCAGCAACUGGCAGAGAAAGGCACUGGAGCUGUUGGUACUGUGAACAAAUCCAGGAAAGGAUUGCCUAAAGAUUUAGUAUCUGCUAAGCUGAAAAAGGGCGAAAUGUCUUUUCGGCGUAAAGAUAAUGUAUUGGCAAUGAAGUGGAAAGAUAAGAGAGAUGUGUAUACAUUGUCUACAAGGCAUCAAGCAACAUUUGGUACGCAUACUAAGAGAAAUGGGUCUGUAGUAUUGAAACCACUUCAGGUACUUGAUUACAACCUCAAUAAAAUUGGAGUGGAUAUUGGAGACCAACGCCUGCAGUACAAUCCGUUCCAGCACAGAACUGUGAAAUGGUGGCGAAAAUUAUAUUUCCAUUUGCUGCUUAUGGGAGUAUCAAAUGCAUUUUGGCUGUACAAUGCAGUGCACAGGAAGAAAAUUACAAUAACAGACUUUAUAACAGUGCUUGCAGUUCAGCUUGUUGAAGACGACACACUUGAAUUCAUUCCAAGAAAUGAAGGAACUGUAGGUCGGCUAACAAAGAGACAUUUUUUGCAGCACAUACCUGCAACUACUAAGAAGUAUGCUGCUCGUGUGUGUCACGUGUGCAGUUCCAGGAGCAAGAAACAGAGUGGCAAGGCUUCUCGCAAAGAGACACGAUACGAAUGUGAACAGUGUGGCGUUGCACUCUGCCUGGAACCUUGCUUUAAAAUUUUCCACACUAAAAAACAAUAUGAUUCUGUGUGA
Messenger RNA from Schistocerca piceifrons (Central American locust), 2010 nucleotides. RefSeq names its product piggyBac transposable element-derived protein 4-like. NCBI's taxonomy places the organism in Eukaryota, Metazoa, Arthropoda, Insecta, Orthoptera, Acrididae. The record is from RefSeq and is a predicted model, not a curated record. The transcript has 3 exons. Bases 1 to 2010 code for a protein of 669 amino acids.